Molecule: messenger RNA, 1327 nt
Organism: Musca domestica (house fly)
Lineage: Eukaryota; Metazoa; Arthropoda; Insecta; Diptera; Muscidae
Product: probable salivary secreted peptide
Exons: 2
Coding region: 909-1265 (118 amino acids)
Source: RefSeq, a predicted model, not a curated record
AUAAAAAUAAGCUAAGGUAAAAGUCAAGGUACUGCGGAGGGCUGGGAACAGCGCGAUAGGACAAAGCGUGUAAAACCAAAAUGACGCAUCACAAUCACCCAUUCAGAACGGCAUCAUUGUAAGUCACAGCGCCGCCAGCAGCAGCACAUGUUGGCCCCUAUAUAUGUGGAAUAUGAAAUGUUUGCAACAAUGUGAAUCUCUGCUCUUUGUGCGUGUGGUUGUGUGUGCGAUGUAUUUCUGGACAUAAGUUCAAAAACAUUUUCAUGACUUGGUUUCCCAUACAUAUAAUUAUUAUUGUUUUAAUAUUUUGCUCAAAAAAAAAAAAGAAAAGAAAAAAUAAUAAUAAACCUACAAAAUAUAACAGAGGCGUAUAAAUUCGAAAAAAAGAACUGAUAAGAAGAACAUGACAGCGUAGCCCAGCUCAGAAACAACAAAAGAGAGAACUGGAUGGCUGGCUAGCUGGACACAAUAAUAUUGAAACACACACAAGAUGCUGGCCGGAUUCAUGUCAUAAUCUGAAACCGAAUUCUGUCCGAAAGAGAGCCCGCAAUUGAACUGACUGUUGUGCAUAGAGCCACUCACUAUUAAGCUAAACUUCUCAGACAACGGAGAGUUAAAACGGAAAUUAAAAUUAGUUUUAAAAUUUGGGUGCCAGAAAACGGUUUACAAAUUGAAAGGAAGAAGAAAAAAAAAAAAACAAGAAACAAAUUGAAAGUGAUAUAACGGAUUAAAUAAAUAGAAAUAAAAAAAAAAUAAAAAUUAAAUAACACUAAUUAACCGCUUAAACAAAUUCAAAAUAAUUAGAACACAGAAAAAUUAUUAACUUUAAAAAGAGAGAGAGAGAAAGAGUCACAAAAUACAUAAAUCACAAAGGAUUAUAUCUCGUAAAGGAUUAACAAAACAAUAUAAUGCCAAAUCUCAAAUAUAUUAUCUUCAUCGUGCUGGUGUGCCUGUUGGCCACCACAUAUGCCGUUUCCAGUACCUGGGGCAACAUUUCCAAUUCCGCCCAACUGUUGCAUGCCGAACAAGUAUUUCAUGCCUCAUCACCGGAAAAAUAUGUGACACAUGAAAUUAAAUAUCCCAAAAAUGGCAUUGGCAAUGGCCGCAUUAUAACCGGCAUUCGAGCAUUUGAUCAGGUUACCAAUGGCACUGGAGGUCAUGCCACAAUUUAUUCCGGAGGUCCUGGUUUUAAUUUUGUCAACAUUAAAUUGCAAUCACAAUACAAUUAUGGUAUAGUAUUUCGUGUAGAAAUCUAUGGCAAAUAAUACACAUGUAUUGAACUGUAUCUAUGUACUCAAUAAAUUUUAUUUAUAAAUUAAAUUUAAAA